UGAUUUGCCCGGUUUUAAGCAUGGCGGUAAGCGUGGAUAAUAACUAUUUUUGUGGUGUUUAUCAUCUGUGGUAAUCUUUUGUUGAGAAUCUCGUGUUAUUCGUAAUUUUUAACUUUUUGGUGGAAAUAGUGUUUGAAUAAUGUGAAAUCCGUAAUUUCGCAAUUUAAAACAUUAAAGAAAACAAGGGACGUCUUUUGAUAGUGCAAACUAUGGCGUCGAAUGAAGAAGGAGGUAAUGAUGAUGAAAAUAAAGAUUAUUUGGAAAAACAAUCCUCGUGUGAGUCAGUACUGGAGUCUUCUAAGUGCCCAAAGUGUAUAUCAUCACAAAAUAAGUGUUCGUGUAGUGUGACUUCCCAAAACUCUGAAGAUGACAAUCUAAAUAGCCUGAACACUGUGGAUAAUUUGCAACUAACCAACAGUCUUACAACUAACUUAUGUGAUAAUAACAGUGAAGAUAAAGAAACUAUUAAGGAAAUGGUUCCAAAGAACUUUGUAAGCAGUACAGUUGCUGAUCCUGAGAACAAUGUUAGUGAUAAUCAGGAGGUUGUAUCAACAGAUGAAGCUAAGUUAAAUUCGCAAGAUGAUAGAUUAUUUGAUGCUAGUGAGAUAAAGCAAGAAGGUGAGCAGCCUGAAGUUAAACCAGAACCUCCUGAGCCUAGUGAUACAGACAACAAUAAAAACAGGUUUAAUUCAGAUGACAUAGAUAUAGAAGCAGAAUUAAGUGAGAAUAGUACAAUACACGAUCCACAUCCCAUACCUGAAACUCCACAAAACCUCCAAAAUACAUCUUUAAAAACUGCAAAAAAUAAAUUAUGUUCAAGUUUUGUUAACACUCUAGACCCUGUCCUGCUUACAGGUAAAAUAGAAAAUGAUCUUUUGACAUCUAUUGAGAACAUAGCAUACAGUAAAAUUAAAUUUAUGGAUAAACAUACACCUAGCUCUUCAGAUCCCAGCUCGUUAGAAAAAUCUAGAAGAACCUUUGACAUCAUUGACUUUAACCUAUCCAGGUGUAAUUCAAGUGAGGAAAAUUUAAAUACAAAAGAUGAAUCAAAUAUCAAUCCUGCAAUGUACUAUCCAUAUCCCACAUCUAAGGAUACUGAAAAUCUGCAAUCUUGGCCUUUAGCACGUGGCUGUGAUUCCCCUAAUGGGUUUAUAAAGAGUAACGUUACUUCUAUUACUUCUAAUAGCAGCGAAAUUAGUAAAGAUUCCUCUCAUCCAAUUGUAAACAAUCUAGCUGACCCCAAAAAACCAAUAAAGCCAAAGAAGAUAUGUUCCAGCCUGGUUGAGAAUAUGGAUUAUAAUUUGCUUAAAGGAAAAGAAGGAUAUGAGCUUUUAACGGCUGUUGAAAAUUUAGCAAAUAGUAAAAUUAAGGUCAUGGACAGACAUACGUCUAGCUCUACAGAUUCUAGUUGCUCCUUAAGAAAAUCAAGAACAAGGUCUGUUGAUAUUGCUGUGAAACCAACUACAGGAGUUAAAAGGGCUCAUUCUGAAGACAACAAUUUUUUGAAAGCUAAAGUGCCGAGAAUUGACCAAGAUUCCAAAAAUAAAAUAGUUAUAACAACUUCUUCAUCGACAUCUUCGUCAUCAAAAAGUGUGAACAAUAAGGAUGAGAGGAAGCAUAGGCAUGAGCACAAAAGUUCGAAAAAAUCAUCGCAUAAUUCAAAAUAUAAACACUCGAGUCAUAGAAGCGAGCCUAGAGCAAGACUUCUUACCAAUGGCAACUAUAGUUACCCCCCUGAAGACAAAACACUGAAAUACCGAAAAUACUACCACAUAGAAACGCAUACCAAUGGAGGUGCUAAGAUCCUCAGAAUGUAUCAAGAUGAAAUAAAACAUCUUAGUCCCUCUGAGUCUAAAGAGUUAGCAAAUGAGUUCUUCAAACUAGCAUUCCAAGAAGACAAAGAUGGCUGGGCAACGUUUGUAGUUGCAGUUGUUCAUGGCGGAGCGACUUACCUUCCAGACAUUUUGACCUACAUGGCAGAGACGUACCCUACCCUUACUGUCAAGAAUGGAUUGUUAAGUAAGAGUUCCGAUAUCGAAACAACGACGCUGGCAAAUUAUCAUGAAAAUGUUUGUAAACACUAUGAAGCUGGCACUGUUCGAUAUGGACCACUUCAUCAGAUUAGUAUUGUUGGCACUGCACAUGAAGAAGUGGGUGGAUAUUUUCCUGAUUUGUUAUUAAUGUUGGAAGAUAACGACUUUCUGAACUUGACAAUGCCUUGGGGAGCUUUAUCCAUUUGUGAUCAGAUGAGACCUACAGAGAGUAACGAUGGACCUAUUAUUUGGUGUAGACCAGGAGAACAGCUUGUACCAACAGCAGAUUCUAAGUCGCCUAACAAAAGAAAAAGAACUGCCAUAAACGAGUUGAGAAAUCUUCAGUACUUGCCAAGAAUGUCAGAAGCCAGGGAACACCUAUUUGAAGACAGGACGAAAGCUCAUGCCGACCAUGUGGGUGCUGGACUGGACAGAAAAACCACUGCUGCUGUUGGAAUUCUAAAAGCUAUUCAUGGUGGAAAACAAGAUGGGUCUAUUAAUAGGGUUACAAAGGAUGUAGUAGCUUUCUCAGCUAAAUAUUUUGACAUUUUAUCAGAAAAGCUACAACUUGAUCUUCAUGAACCACCAAUAUCACAAUGUGUUACUUGGAUAGAAGACGCAAAGCUGAAUCAGUUACGAAGGGAUGGUAUAGAAUAUGCAAGAGUUAACUUAUAUGAUAACGAUAUUUAUUUUUUGCCAAGAAACAUUAUUCAUCAAUUCCGAACUGUAACAGCUGUAACCAGUAUAGCUUGGCACGUUCGAUUGAAGCAAUACUACAACCUGGAAGACCUCAAAGGGACAGUCAGGUAUAUUAGUCAACUACCAAAUAAGAGUGUUACGCCGACAAAACCAGAAAAAUCACCACUAAAAUCGUCAAAUCACCCAGAUGAAGACAAGCCACCUAUCAAAAUGAAACUGAAGUUAGAUCUUAACAAAUACGUCCCUGCGGAAAAAAUACGGAGUCAUGACGAAAAAGAUAAGGAGAGAGACAAAGAGAAGAAACAUAAACACAAAGAUCAUGAUAGAGAAAAAUCAAAACAUAAAGAUAAACACAGGGAUAAACACAAAGAAAAACAUAGAGAUAAGGAAAGACAUAAACAUGAUAAAGAGAGAAAACAUAAUCACAGUUCGCACAGGGACAAAGAGCAUAAACACGGUGAUAAAGAGAGAAAGCAUCAGCAUGUCUCCAAGCAAGAACGAUUACAAGAUCCAACCCACAAUAAUCAUAACCAUGUAACUACAGAAAACAGUGGUAACAGUACCAAGCCUAAUAUAAGCAGUAACCUUAAUUACAAAAUAAGUCCAAAUGAUUCGAACAUUAUUUCAUUAAAUUCUGAUUUACAGGCAACACCACCGAAAAGAGUUAUGAUGGAAUCUACCAAGCUUGUAAUGCAGUCACCCACAAAAAUUGUUGUUGAGUCCGCAUCCAAAAUUUUUACUGAGUCCCCGAUAAAAAUCCUAGAACCCCCUACAAAGAGUGCUGCUGAUUCGACAAGUAAUUCUCCUGUAAAGCUCGUUGAGUCACCUGUCAAAAAACACAAACCCUUUAAGAUUAAGAUCAAAAACCGUCAGUCCACUGACGUUCUUGGUGAUAUUUUACUAGAAAUGAAUAAGUGUGAUCCACCAUUUUAAUAUUAAGCUACAGGUCGAUCAAAAAGUGAGUCCAGAACGUCCAAGAACUUCUCGAUGGCACUUUUUGUUCGAGCUGUAGAAGCUUUGAAUACGUUUUGUCCACAUUUAAUGUCUCCAAAAAUUUCAACCCUUUUUCCAUGAUGAAUCUCUUUUCAAGGAUUAUCAUGUAGAUAUGUAUGUACAAUUUUUGAGAUAGACCUACCUCAGCAUUCUAUUCUCAUUUAUCCCAUUGUUGUAACUACGUUCAUCUCCACAAAGGCUAACACAGUCACGUUGCAUUUUCGAGGUUUAAAUACACUUCCGGCUAUUUUAGAAUCCUAGAGCUUAGAGCACUAGGUUAUGCAUUGAAGGAGAAAAACUUUUGUAACUUAGUCGGUAAUUAAUGAAACUUUUGAAGCACCAGUACAGUUAUUUGGUUGCCAUUUGCUAUAUUUUAUUUUUCUCUGACUUAAGCCUUUUCUAAGAAAUAACGUUUUUUUAUUCAGUCAUCUUUGAUAAAUGAUUUUGGGGAUCACAAUAUUUGGGAAUUUUUCUGUAAAUUUGGUUCUUUAAUUGUUUCCUUUCACUAUUUUAUUCACGCUCUUACUUUGAGUUUUCCGUAAAACGAGACUCUUGGGUAAAAGUAGUUUUCAUCUGAGAUUCAAGUAUUUGUGUUGAGUAUUUGGUUAAAGUAUAGAUAUGUGUAGCCUCACCUCUAGUAUUGUUAAAUUGUGUUGUCUUCAUUCGUGUGGUCUUUAUUGAACUAUUAAUGAUUGCAUUUCCAAUCUUUCAGUUAAAGUCGCCGUUAUGGAUAAAUGGCAGACCAAAUAGAUUAUGGUGUAAGUCAGUGUACCAAACUUGAGAUGUGACAACAAAAAUAGACCAGUAUAAAAUGCUGAAGAGAGUCAAAAGCAAAUCUUGAUUUAAACUGAAUAUACAUAUUAUAUCUUCUUUCGCUAAUUACUGUAAAAACAAAUUAAUAAUUUUUUGUAUAACUGAACUAAGGCACAUAUACCUUAUUUUUAUGUUUUAGUGACAUAACUACUUAAAAUGGCGGACGGGUGCCAUUUUUGUAAAAAUAUUUUAAAUGUGAUCAUAUGGCAAGUAAUAUUUUACUUGAAAACUCUUGUUUGUGUUACAUCUCUAAUCAUUGGGUAGUUUUCAAAAUUUUGUGGUAAACGCUCGAAUAAAUGAAAUUUCUUUUUCCAGUUUGCCACAUUCUGGCGGAAGUCAUUAUUUUUUUAUUGACGUCUAUCAAAAAUAGGACACCAUCGACUUUUUUUAUUAACCUUUAACUACACGCGCUGGCGUACUUUGUACGCCAGAUAUAAGAAUUCUACUGGAAAUAUAUUUAAAAAUUUAAUUUUUGACCUUGCUUAUUUUUCUAACCUAUCACUGGAAUGUGCUUUACAAUUUGGUUUUAGUUUCGUUAUAAUCGGCGUUCUGGAAAGAUCGUAAUUGACAUUUUAUUAUUUGUUGUUUCCGGUGGUGGACAAUAUACCUCAGGAUUAUAUUACUAUAAGUCGUAAUAUAAGUACAUAUUUUAAUUGUUUUUUUAGUCAUUAUGGCAAAAAAUAUAUUUUUCUUUGUAAACAAUACUUUUUCUCCUGUAAAAAAUCAUAUUUAAAAAAAAAUUUUAUUAGUAAUUUUAUAUGGAAUUCAGUUAUUCCAUGAUUCCAGUUAUAAAUCCCAAUUGCCUUACUGAAAAGGAACUCCAAGUAUUCACUGAUGCCGAAUAAGGUUUAUAACAAACAACUAAGUUUAUUUUUUCAAAAAAAAUUAAACAAAUCCGCUGUUUUUAAGUGUAUUUUCUUGUGGCGUACAAAGUACGCCACGCGUGUAGUUAUGUUAUAACUUAAUGCGCGGGUAGUUAAAGGUUAAAUGACAAUAUAUGGUGUAUGAUAUGUUUUACUCUAUAGUAAUGUUUCUAGAAACAAGAUAAAAUUCUUCCUUCACUGGCAUUCAGUUUAAUUUAUAAUUCAGUUGUCGCCAUUUUAAGACGUGACUGAAUAUAAUCAAAAAUAUCUAAGUAUAUGCACUAGGGCAAGAGCUUUCAAAUUAUUCUUCUUAUCAUAAUCCUUUCGGCCUCUCAGUUCUUCCUUUACCCAUUUUUUUCAUUUAUUUCUAUUUUUGACCAUCGUCUUUAAUUAUUCAAUACUUUUCCCUUUAUUCCUUCCUAUUUCUUUGAUCUGAUCUACUUAUCCAUUUCCUUAUGUGUCUUCCCCUUCUCCUUUUCCUUCGGUUUCUCAGUAUUUGCCUUAUAAUUCUUUCUGGUUUUGUUUUAUUAAUAUGUCCAAACCAGAACAUUCGCUUCUGUUUAAUGUACUCGCUAAUAGAUUUCUGCUUUAUCAUUUGUCUGAUAUCUUCAUUUCUUAUCCUGGCCCAUUUUGUUUUCCCGGACAUUUUUCUCAAAUGUUUCAUUUUGAUUGCGUUGAUUUUUAUGAUUUGUCCAGUUUUUGCUUGUAAUAUACAGGGUAGCGAGAAAGUAUGGAAACACGGUGAUUUCUCGGAAACCGCUCGAACGAUUUUUAUAAAUUUUGGUGGGUAGGGGUGUCCUAAUGCGGCCAAUAUUAUAGUCGUAACUACAUUAUUGUCAAAUCUUCCGUUUUUCUGGAAAUCUAAUGAACUUUCUUAUUUUAAAUGGAACACCCUGUAUAUUUUUUACGUUUUGAAGUCCUUAAGAAUUACUGCUUAUUUUUCAUGUUAUGUUCCCUAUACCUAAAUGCCAUAAUAUCGGAGUUAUUGCUACAUUUAUUAAAAAGAAAAUUUUAACAAUUUAUAAAAAUCAAUUUUUUCGGCCCAAGUAGACAUUAUUUUAGGUUCUUUGGAUCAUUGGGAACAAAAAAGGUAUUCUGUAAUUUUCCUCAAAAGUUAAUCGUUUCCGAGUUAUAAACAAUUUAAAACUGAAAAAAAUCGAAAAAUGACGAUUUGCAAGGUUCAAAAGCACAAGUAAAAAAUCAUUUUUAAAAUUACGAAGUACCUAAAUUCAAGCUCUAACCUUUUUCUAUCAGAUCCCUAUAAGAAUUUUUGGCAUAUUUUAUUCUAAAACAAUGUUUUUUUUUUUAAUUGUUAAUAAAGCUCAUAUGAGAGGACGGGCUAUCGCGCAUCAUUAACAACUAAAAAAUAAUGUUUUAGAAUGAAAUAAGACCAAAUCACUUAUCGGCAUCUGAUAAAAUAAGGUUUGAACUUGAAUAUAGGUAAUUCAUAGUUUCAAAAAUAAUAUUUUUUACUUAUGCUUUUAAACCCAGAAAAUCGUAAUUUUUCGAUUUUUUUCAGUUUUAAAUUGUUUAUAACUCGGAAAGGAUUAACUUUUGAGGAAAAUUACAAAAAGCCUUUUUGUUCCCAAUAACUCAAAGAAUCUAAAAUAAUAUCUACCCGGUUCAAAAAAAUUAAUUUGUAUAAUUUGUUAAAUUUUUUUUUUAAAUAAAUGUAGCAAUAACUCCGAAAUUAUGGCAUUUAGGUAUAGGGAACAUAACAUAAAAAAUAAUCAGUAUUUCUUAAGGACUUCAAAACGCAAAAAAUAUACAGGAUAUUCCAUUUAAAAUAAGAAAGUUCAUUAGAUUUCCAAAAAAACGAAAGAUUUGACAACAAUUAAUUAUUACUAUAAUAUCGGCCGUAUUAGAAUACCCUUACCCUCCAAAAUUUAUAACAAUCGUUCAAGCGGUUUCCGAGAAAUUACCGUGUUUCCACACUUUCUCGCUACCCUGUAUUAUUGGCACUGUUAUCAUAUUAUAAAUUUUUCUAAUUAUUUGGCAUUGGUGGCGCCUGUGUCCCAAAAAUAAUUUAAAAGUGGCUUAAUUCAGGUACAAAAAUUUAUUUAGUUUUUUGGUUCAAAAAUAGUUGGGAAUGGACUGUAGAGGAGCACUCUAUAUUGAAAAAUGUUGAGAUCUAAAAAAAAAAUAAGAACAUUAACAACUGGACCAAGUUCACUGUAAAUGUUCAUCAGACUUGAAGAAGUAAUGUAAUUUUAGUCAUAUUCGGUUUAAAUCAGAUUCUCAAAUUCUCUUAUAGGUAGAGAUAAAUAGAAAUACAAAAUGAACAGGGUAUCCAUAACUGUUUGGUUACAAAAAAAAACAGUUUUUACUUUAGUUUUUUAUUAUUUAGUUGUGGGAAAUUAUGAUAAUAUUAAUUAUUGUUUAUAUUUUGUGAUUUAUUUCAUUGUAGUGAAAAUUAUAAAAUUUGGAUCCUAGAAGCCCAAUAUUGUUUUUUGCAAAAUUGGGACAUUUUCCCUAUAUUUAACAGUUUUUAUUUAUUAAUUAUUCUUUUAAUUAAUUAACUUUCUUGAACAAGAAAGUAGUAUACUUACACAUUGAUUUGUAUUAUUUAAAAAUAUGGUAUGCUUAUAUGAACGAUGUGGGUAAAGUGGGGACUUACGGUUAAAUCGGGGGAAACCCAGGCUUGGAACGCCCAUUUUUUGGCAAUAUAUUGUUAGACGGAUAACAACUUGUAAAUAAGUUUUAGAUUUUUGAUAAGAAUAAUAUUUCACGAUAUAUUUAUUGUUUGUUUUAGUUGUAAAUUGAGAUAUAUGCUAAAAAUUUGUAUAUAGUUUAAUUGAGACCUAUUUUAGUACAUUUUACAGGAUCGCUUCUUAGAUAUAACUACUGAUUGUUUUCAAAAUUUAAUUUUUCAUAUAAACUAUGAGUGUUUCAAUACCUAAUUUAAGAAUACAUUUGAAGAUUUCAGUUGUUGUUCAGACGAUCAUGACUAUUUUUAAGAUUUCUUUAAACUGCAUAAGUUUCAAAAAAAAGUUAACUUGCUUACUCAUAAAAACACUACAGUUGUAGUGUUUUGAAACGUCAGAUGUUCAGUCAAAGUUAAAGGAUAAUAAAACUUUUUUUUAAUUGUAUUAUCUUGUUUCAUUGUAGGAUCUGUUUAAAAACUAAGAAAUUGUACAAGCUUGUUGAAUACAUUCAAUUGUAUGUGUAGAUCAAUAGCAGAUACUGCUAACGCGCUUUAAGUCGUCAGUCCAUCUGGUUGGUGGCCGUCCUCUGUUCCGUAGUGCUUCUUCUCUUGGCCCUCCACUGGACAAUACGUUUUGUCCAUCGGUUGUCUGAUAAUCUAACGACGCGAUUUUUUUGAUAGAGUCUGUUGUUUUUGUUAUAGGACGUAUUUCUUCGUUUGGGAUUCGGUCUUUCAGUGAGACAUCCAACAUCUCUGCCGCUCCAUAGCCCUCUUAGUCACAUGAAUCUCGUUCAAUACCUUUUCUGUGCGUUUGAAUGUUUCCGUUCCAUAAAUGAGUGCAGGUAACACACACUGGUCAAAGAUUUUCCUUUUUAGGCAUAUGAUUUAAAUAAGAAUUUAAUUUGCUAAACGUAGCCCAGGCUAAUCAUACACGACGUGGGAGCAUACAUAUUUGGUUAUCUCUGCCCAGUGCCCAACCAAAUUUCAUGUCCCAAGUACUUGUAUAAUGCGGUCUGCUCAAUAUCCCUCCAAUGAACAGCAAUAUUUCGAUUUAGCACCAGAUUAGUCAUUUGCAUCUUGUUCAUGUAAAUCUUUACUCCUUCCUCCAUUCUUUUUCUGAGAAGUUUUAAUAUUUCUCUUUAUUUAUAGUCUCUCAGAUUGUAGGAACACUUCGCUAGUGCUAGUGUUCUUUUAGUUUUUCCGUGAGGUUUUUGUCAUUAUUCAUUAACGACCAUGAAUGUAUAAAGUUGUCCAAAUAUUCCAAUCCCAUAUCACGAAUUAUUAGUUUAGGUAUCUGAUUAUUUGCCUUAUGAGGGGCACAUGUAUUUUCUUCUUUUGGUAUUCUAGUCCCAUUUCAUUGCAGGUGUUAUCUUAUUAGACUACCCACAAUCAGUUUAUUGUACCUUGGACUAUCGGUUUCGAACACUGAACUUUGCUGUUCAUCGUCAGGUCUACGGACAGGUUACUUAAGUCAUGCCGAUUCAAGGAAUGUAGCUAUAUAGAAGCAUACUUAAGCUCAAUUAUGCUAGUCUGUUGUCUAAGGAUUGUCAGCUUAGGAGAGAUAGGAUAAACAAUAACUGUGUACUAGCUUUUUCCUUAAGAAAAAUUCCACAUUUUUCGAUGUGUAAUAAAGCUGAUGACCCUCAAACAACAGCGUAGCGUAACUGAGCGUUAAGUAUGCUUCUAUAUAACUACAUUCCUUGCAUCGGCAUCAUUUAAGUAACUUGUUCGGCGCCCUGGCGAUGAAGAGCAAAGUUUAUUGUUCGAAACCGGUCAUCCAAGGUACCUCAGAACAGAAUUUAUACGUUAGUGUUACCCCAGUGACAAUUCUUGCGUAAAACUAGUCAUGUUUCAAUCAGUCAGGUCCAUGCAGGAAUGUCUAAUUUACUCUAUACUUUUUAAACAGAUCUUAUCUAAGUGGUUACUAUUGAUUUUAAAUAAUGUGGUAAUUAUUAUUUUAUGUAAUCGUUUAGUGCGUUUUCAUAGUUGAUUGUAAUUUUGUUCCAGUUACAUCAUUGUAGCUUUCAUAUUGUUUUCCCUGUGAUCAACGGGAAACCAUAAUUUAUUAUAUUUACUUUGAUUUUUGUCCGUUUUGUUAGUACAAAAAUAUAGUACAAAUUAAGGUGUUGAAAACUCCUAGAUUUCCCAAAACUUAGGUUUUUAUCAUUUUGAAAAUAUAAUUGCAAUGUAAGACUUGCCAUUAAUUAACAUAAGUAUAGAAUACAGUUUUAUUUAUCUUUUUUAGACGAAGAUUUCAGUCCUAACUAUCAGUGAUAGUCUGAACUGUUCUCUAUACGAGUCAAAUUCUUUUUCGGUUAAGGGAUAAAAAAUUUUAUAUCAGAUCUCGAAACCUUUAAAGUUAGUUGUCACAUAAAAUACAGGUGAAACGGGUAAUAUAGGAACACUAAAUUUUCCGUAUGACCUUAUGUGAAAACGUUAACUCAGUGACAUCACUUUCCUGUAGCUUCAAUAUUUUUUUAAAUAGUCGUAAGAGUGUGAUUCCUUAAAAUGGAAUGUAAAUAUGUACAGGUGGAAUAUUGUACAGUUUUUAUAUAGUAAAAGACUUCUAUGCAAAAUGUUGUAAAUAAACUAAGUGAACUAUAUAACGAUGUUAGAAUGUUGUAACGAUAUUUUUUCAUAUCACAGCUAAAUAGUUGUUUUCAUGUUAUUGAAAAUAAUAAUGUGUAUUUUUCUUCAUUGUAUUGGAUGUCUCAACAAAAAUUUACAUCUAGACAAUCGACAUAUCUUAGUAAUCUCUAUAAAUCGAACCUAUUAUAUGGCAAAUUUGAAGUUUCUUCUUGUGAUGUAUUUAUGUUAGUCAAAAUUCUUCUAAUGCAUAUCAUAUUUACAUUUUUGCGAGCACAUCGCAUCUCUUCUGCCAUCAGGUGUUCAAAAUACGAUGCUUUUCUAAAUUUUACAUAAGCAUUUUUACUCUUUUCAUAUUUAUCCAGGAUUGUUUUAUUCAUGUCAUACAUAGGUCCAAGGUACCCUAAGCAUAUAAUGAGAGCAUUAUAUUUUGAGGGUUUUUAAAUGGUUAACUCAUUCGCUACUACACCACUUUUUGAUUUUCGUCAGACAUGUGUCAAGUGAAAGAAUUAGUGUGAAAGAGUUUGUGUCACCAAUGCGCGCCAUGACCUCUUUGCUAAGAGUAAGUCAGUAAUUCGUGACAUGCGCACUAAAAGGUUUAAAGGCCUAAUGUUUUUGGUAUAAAACAAUAUUCCUGUUCUCCUUGUUCUUGUUUACUAUAAGAAUGUGUGUCUUCUUACAGUUGUCACUCCAGGUAGGCCUUCAGUUGUAUCAGCUAAUAGCAGGGUGUAAUCUUCAUAUGUAGAGAUUGUUGAUCUCUGUUUUUUUAAACAGUGGAGGUGCAAGAGUAUACAACCCUGUCCGACUCCUCUCUAUGCGAAUUUUUUUGGAAUUUGGUUAAUACCAAAUUUAAUUUCGUAUGUUGAUCAGCUAUUUUACUGUUUGGAUACCUAACUAAUUAUUUUCUCCCUCUCUCCAAUGGCGCUGCAGCCCAAAUCGAGCUUUGCCCCCCUUCCAGACUAUGCCUCCAACCUUGCUGGUCACGCGUCAGUCUUCUCCAGGUUCUCAGGUCUUUCUUUUUGAAAGCUGGAGGAACUAUUUUCUUCGUUCUGUUUUCCAAUUUCGUACUCAUUAUCACUCUGGCUCAUAACAUGGCACUCAUACUCAUUAACAAAAUCGUGCUCUGAGCCUGCUUCUUCUCACUCCAUCCGACCUUUUCCUACUGGUCCUAGUGCAGCCCAUUGGCUGAUUGUAAAUCUUCCAUUUGUUCAUGAUACCCAUUUCAGAGAGUAUUUUUUCCUGUGUAAAAGUACGUCAAAAAUAUAUUUUGGCAUGUAUUCUUCUUCCUCGUUUUGUUUGUUGUGCUAUUUUAUCCUUUCAUAGUAUACAGACUUUUAUAUCAGAUUAUCUAACUCUAACUCAUUCAAAUUGUCUAUUAGUGUAUCUUUGGUUCCUACUUGUCUGUUUAAUAGCAAAUUCCAUCUGUCUCGCAGAUUCACUCGUCUAUAUUUUCUGAUGAACAUGAUAAGCUUGCAUAUUGGCCAUGAUUUUUUUAACAAACAAUUUUCAUAUUUUAACUACUGAAGUUAGUAAUCAGAUGAGACUAAAUCAAAGAGCGUUACAAUAAUCAUAAUUUUUGUGGCCAUUUUGUUAUUAACUGCAGUAUUUCAGUUGAAAAGUCUAGAUGUAAAUUUUAUCACUGUGUAUGUAAUCAAAUGAAUGUAGUAAACAUAUAAUACAGCCAUCGCAACAAGAAGUUUGAGUUAUUUCAGUAUUAUUUUCCUUAAGACCAUUUCUUAGUAGUAGUAGUUUAAUCAAAUUACAUUUUGUUUGAUUGUUUUGGUUGCAGAAUGAGAGCACUAAAAUAUUUUUGGAACGUAAGCUUUCACGGUCGGAUUUUCGUAAUGAUACCCUAUUUUCCGGGCUUAGAGGCCGUGCAAUGCAAUUUUUUCUUCCUGGAGUUUCUUUUAUGAUUGUGGCAGAAAUCGUAAACUGGCGAAAGCUCCCGCAUCGCAUCCAAUAGUGUCUACGUCUACCACAAUCACAGACGAAAUUUCAGGAAAAAAUAAUGUUAAAUCAUGGCUUCUAAACCCUUUAAACAAUGUAUAAAAAUAAUAUUCUUUGGCUAUCACGAUCCACAGUUGUCCAAAAAUGUUUUUAACUGAUUUUCUGAUUAACAUCAAAAAAAUUCAUUUUUUAUAACUGAACUAAGGCAUCUGAUGUGACGUAAUCAUUCAAUUCAAUCGUGUACAGACGGCAUUUUGUAAAAUUAUUUUAAAUGGAAUGAUAGGCCAUGUAAUACUUCAUUUGAAAAUGUUUGUAUCAUUCAGUAUGUGUAGAAAUGCCAUACGCUAAAUAUGUAAAUAGUGUUUCUAAUGUGGGAAUAUGUCGGGCUCUUUCAAAAUGGAGACCGUUUCGUCUUGAAUAGCGAUAAUAUGAACAAAUUAAUACUAUUCAUAAUAUUUUUUCUAUUUGUUGUGAUUUGGCUUAUGUGGUCAUUCCAUUCUACUCUUCUGUUUUUUACCCGGUUAUUAAUAUUAUCCAUCUUGCAUCUCCGUCGUGUCUUACCAUCUAUUUUUGGAAGGGUUCAUCUCUGUUGUUUCGAGCAAUCUUUUUGUCCUUUCUGUGUCAGGUCGUGUUUCUGCCGCGUAUGUCAUUAUUGGUGGGAUGACUGUUUUGUAAAUUCUGCCUUUCAUUUCUUUCUCGAUAUUUUUAUUUCUCUAUAUUGUUUGAUUCAGGCAACCUGCGGCUCUGUUUGCUCUAUUCACUUGAUCUUCCACUUCUGUUUCAAGCUUUCCGUAACUAGAUUGUGUGAUGCCUAGAUACUUAAACUCAAUCAUUUGUUCUAUCUCAUUCGAUUUGCUGUUAUAACCAUGCAUUUUGUCUUUUUUGGGGAAAUUAACAUGUUAAAUUUUCUGGCGGUUAUAUUAAAUUGAUGCAGCAUACGUUGUAAAUCAUCUUCACUUUGAAAAAUUAGUAUUUGGUCAUCUGCGUAGCAGAUUAUUUUAAGUUGUUUUUCUCCCAUUUGUUAAUCCUUUUUAGUUCUAACUCAGUCUAAGAUAAUUACCAUAAUUCAAUGAUCGUAAAACAUUUUAGACAUUCUAGAUGUAUACCGAGUCACACAAAAUCUUUCAAAUGAUGGAUCACAUAUUUGAAAUAUUAGAUCACAUAUUGUGGUUUAAGAAAAAUGUUGAGAAAGUCAUAUUUUGAUAGUUGUCAAUAAAUACAAAAAUGAAUUACAUCAGUGUACAGGAAAUUGGAAAAAUAGAUUGGUCCAUUCGAGCCGUAUAUUAGUAGUAGUUCAUACUUUUUUGCACUGUGGCCAUUUUGACACUUCGCUACACAUUCGUUAAAAAACGUAGGAACACACUGAAUGAUACAAGAGCUUUCUAAUAUAUUCCAUGACAGGUAUAAUUAUUAUAAUUUGUGGUUUUAUUGAAGAUUCUUUUGAUUUUGUUUGGGAAGGCUAAAGACGAAAUAUGUUAGUGCUCUCUAUGAUUUGUUAAAAUGUGUGCAAGUACCUGAAUAAUUAUGAAUUUGGUUUUUGUGAUAUUUGAACACAUUUUGUAUGUAUGAUUGUACUACUUUAAUCAAUCAAAAUGAGUCAUUACGUGUUUUUUUUUUUUGUAAUUGUACAGACUAAUAAUAGUUAUCGCUUUCAGUAAAAGUGCACAUAAUUGUAGACGUAUCAUAUUUUAUAUAAUUUUUGCGUUUUGUAAUUAAUUUAAAUAAAAUAAAGUACUAUCAUGCAUACGAAAACUAACAAGAAGUAGUAUGAAAAUUAGCAAGCAGAAGUAUUUUAAAUGUAGAAUAGUUUCCAUUUAAAGUAUCUUCGAAUGGAAACCAAAGUUGUUACUUUUAUAGGCACACUAAAAUUCUCUUAUAACCCCAAACGAUUUUUGUACUAGAUUCCUGCAAUUGAUAUUGUUUCUGAAUAUACCGAGAGUUUGUAUUUUGUACCACAACAUUGCUCCCUUGAGAACAAUAAAAGAUACGGGGUCAUUCAUAUAGGUCUAACCCGCAAACCCUUUAUAUAUAUAUAUAUAUAUAUAUAUAUAUAUAUAUAUAUAUAUAUAUAUACGAUUUUUGAACUCCUGAGUGGAGCAUAAAGCUUCAGUGAAAACGCGCCAUUGAGUUAUAUUUUGCGCUAAGACUGUCACAUUCUAAGACUUUCCUUGACCUCUUAUCUCGUCCAUGAUGGAUCUUCUCAAAGGUUGUACUGGGCGACCUCUUUUUCUUUUUCCUUGGGGAUUCCACUCUAGGACGGUCUUUGCAAUAUUGGAGCUGUUUUUUGGAAGUGUGUAACCGAUCCAAUUCCACUUUCUGGACUCUAUUUCAUUCUUUAACCUCUUUUGUUCGGUCAGGUGUAGCAGGUCUUCGUUUCUGAUAAUGUAAGGCCAGAAAAUACUAAAAAGUCUUCGGCAUUCAUUAUCAAAAACCUGCAGUUUGUCUGUGAGGUUUUUUAUCACUUUCCUGGAUUCACAUUCGUAGACUAGAACAUAAAUGACAUUUUACUAGAAUAUUUGGAUCUUUGUCUUUGUAGUAUACUGGUCAGACCUCCAAACAGGGUUGAACAUGCUGAAUGCUUGUUGAACUUUACAUAUCCUCAUACAAUAUAGUCUUCUGUACGUUCACUUUCUGUUAUGACACUUCCAAGAUACGUACAAUUUUCCACAUUUGCAUUUGUUUACAUUUUCAAUCCCUUUAAGCAAGCUAAUAAUAAAGAAUGUCACCUCUACCACUUCAAGUAUAUAUAUAUAAUUGUAUGUUCUGUUGAUUAUAUUAUGUUCCUUUUUCUCUUUGCCUGUAUUCUUAUGCGUAGUAGGUCUUCUCUUUUCUAACCGUCUCCCACGAUUUUUCGUUUGACCUUCAUUUCCUAUAUCGUAUAGCAGCUUGCUGUUUAAUAAACAAUCCAUAUUGGAUAUAAGUUCCUCUUGCUGUUGUUUUCGUCUCUGUAUGUAUAUUGCGUACUCAACUGCUGAUCAGAAGUCUACCUUUCCAUAGAUCUUAGAAGCUACACUUGGCCAAAUUGUGAGUAUCGGCUUUAAAUAUGACUUACUAAAAACUCAAUUUGAAUAUAUUUAAACGCGGUGGAAGCAAGUUUUUAAUUUUUUUUUUUUCAUUAGAUAUCUGAUCUAACGUAUAUCGUUCUCAAUAGAGCAAGUUCUGUACAAAAAUACCUGGUAUGUUCAGGUGUUUCACGAUGCCGAUUAAAUUCACCGAAUAAUUUUAUCAUUGUACACAUUAGAUCUGCCUGUUCCUAUCAGAACACAAGUGAAAAUAAGUGUUAUUAAGAAUGUUAACAUUCAUCGUACUCUAUAGUUUUUCUUAUAUUUAUUUCAAUAAAUGUUAAAUCGUUUUUGUGAA
This is a messenger RNA of Diabrotica virgifera virgifera (western corn rootworm), 15938 nucleotides long. RefSeq lists its product as uncharacterized. The coding region runs from base 210 to 3665 and encodes 1151 amino acids. The record is from RefSeq and is a predicted model, not a curated record. NCBI's taxonomy places the organism in Eukaryota, Metazoa, Arthropoda, Insecta, Coleoptera, Chrysomelidae. The transcript has 9 exons. Gene Ontology annotation, cellular component: nucleus.